This is a messenger RNA of Abrus precatorius (Indian licorice), 4531 nucleotides long. Its product is annotated as ABC transporter C family member 3-like. The record is from RefSeq and is a predicted model, not a curated record. Gene Ontology annotation, cellular component: vacuolar membrane; plant-type vacuole. Gene Ontology annotation, biological process: transmembrane transport. Gene Ontology annotation, molecular function: ATP binding; ATP hydrolysis activity; ABC-type transporter activity. The transcript is spliced from 11 exons. NCBI's taxonomy places the organism in Eukaryota, Viridiplantae, Streptophyta, Magnoliopsida, Fabales, Fabaceae. Bases 338 to 4261 code for a protein of 1307 amino acids.
AGAUAUAUCAUAAUAAAACAUGAGAUGUGAUUCCCCCAGUUUUGAGCUCAAAGAAAACGUCAAAAGCCAUAGAAAGAAAAUAUUGCAUUAAAGCAACCUCAUGAUUCAUUUGCUAUAAAAAACCAUAAAAAAUGGAAUUCACCAAUUUUCUACUUAUCAAUCUCACUCUUACACUCACUCGCUAGCCACCUUUUAGAGAACUCUCACUUUGGAGCAAAGUCAACAAGUGAACCACUACUCUUCAUCCAUAAAAAUCUACCCAAAGUUAAGCUUCUUGCUUAGUUUGGUUUUCAAAAGAAAAUUUCACUUGACAGCUACAGAAUUUGGUGACCACAAUAUGGAUGAUCAUUCCCCUCUUGAAGAAGCCCUUCUGAACGGUGAUACUAGUGCAAGCAACAAUUCUGAUCCCAGUAAGACUAGAGGAAAUGAAAAUUUAACCCGCUAUUCAAAUGCUGGAUUUUUCAGCAUGCUUACUUUCUCAUGGAUGAAUCCACUAAUAAGUCUAGGCAAUGAGAAGACUUUAGAUCAUGAGGACCUUCCAUUGCUUGCCACCAACGACAGUGCCUAUGGAACUUUUACAACUUUCAGAAACAAUCUUGAGUCAGAGUGUGGUAGUGUUAGGAGAGUGACCACUCCCAAGCUGUUUAAAGUGUUAAUCUUCUCAACAUGGAAAGGUCUCCUUUUAUCAGGUUUACUAGCAUUCCUAUGCAGCUGUGCUUCUUUUGUUGGACCCUAUCUUAUUGAAAACCUUGUUCAAUACUUCAAUGGGGUACACAAGUUAAGAAGUGAUGGCUAUAUGUUGGCUAUUGCAUUUGUUGCUGCAAAGCUUGUUGAGUGUAUUUCACAGAGGCACUGGAUGUUUAGGUUGCAGCAGACUGGGGUUAGGAUGCAGUCAAUGUUGGUGGAAAUGAUAUAUGCUAAAGGUUUGACCCUUUCACGUCAAUCAAAGGAAGGUCACAGCAGUGGGAAAAUCAUCAACUUAAUGACUGUUGAUGCUGGAAGGGUCGGAUCACUUUGUUGGUACCUGCAUGUUCCAUGGUUAUGUGUUCUGCAAGUAGCUUUGGCCUUGUUAAUUCUCUAUAGAAAUGUAGGGAUUGCUUCAAUAGCUUCUUUUGCUGCCACUGUGAUUGUGAUGUUGCUAAACCUUCCUGUGGCAUCAUUGCAAGAAAAGUACCAACUUAAAUUAAUGGAGCUAAAAGAUAAAAGAAUGAAGGUGACAUCUGAGAUUCUAAAGAAUAUGAAGAUUCUAAAACUGCAAGCAUGGGAGAUGAAGUUCUUAUCAAAGAUUUUUCAGCUUAGGAAGACUGAGGAGACAUGGCUAAAGAAAUUUCUAGUUAGCUUGGUUAUUAUUAGAUUUCUCUUGUUUAAUGCCCCAACUUUUAUUGCUGUGGUCACUUUUGGUGCUUGUGCUCUUAUAGGCAUCCCACUUGAAUCAGGGAAGAUCUUAUCUGCACUUGCAACAUUUGAAAUUCUUCAAAUGCCCAUCUACAGUCUUCCUGACACAAUUUCAAUGAUUGCACAAACUAAGGUUUCUCUUGAUAGGAUUACAUCAUUUCUUUGUCUAGAUGACUUGCAGACUGAUGUAGUAGAGAAACUUCCACAGGGUAGUUCUGAUAUAGCAAUUGAAUUAGUAGAUGGAAAUUUCUCUUGGGAUUUAUCUUCACUUAAUAGUAAUACUACAUUGAAAGACAUAAAUCUCACAGUUUUUCAUGGUAUGAGGGUUGCUGUAUGUGGUACUGUUGGAUCGGGCAAGUCUAGUUUACUUUCUUGUAUAAUAGGGGAAGUACCUAAGAUAUCUGGGACCUUGAAGGUAUGUGGAUCAAAGGCUUAUGUUUCUCAAUCACCAUGGAUACAAAGCGGCAAGAUAGAAGAGAACAUAUUAUUUGGUAAAGAGAUGGACAGGGAAAAGUAUGAGAAGGUGCUAGAAGCAUGUUCCUUGACGAAAGACCUUGAGAUUCUACCAUUUGGUGAUCAGACCAUUAUUGGAGAGAAGGGAAUCAAUUUGAGUGGUGGACAGAAGCAAAGAGUACAAAUUGCCCGUGCCCUUUACCAAGAUGCUGAUAUAUAUUUGUUUGACGAUCCUUUCAGUGCUGUGGAUGCUCAUACAGGAUCCCAUCUCUUCAAGGAAUGUUUACUUGGCCUUUUAAAAACAAAAACUGUGAUAUACAUAACUCAUCAAGUAGAGUUCUUACCUGAUGCUGAUUUAAUAUUGGUCAUGAGAGAAGGAAGCAUAACUCAAUCAGGAAAAUACAAUGACAUUCUCAGGUCAGGCACAGAUUUUAUGGAACUUGUAGGUGCACAUAGAGAAGCUUUAUCUUCUAUUGAGUCCCUAGAGAGAAGGCAUACACUUAAAACACUGGGUAUCACCACAGAGGACACAGAUUCACCAAAUGAUUUUGAACUUGAGCAAAAAAUGAAAAACAUAGAUGAUCAAAAUGAAAAGUCUGAUGACACAGUUGAGCCAAAAGGCCAACUAGUUCAAGAAGAAGAACGGGAAAAAGGCAAAGUUGGGUUUAAGGUCUACUGGAAAUACAUUACAAUAGCUUAUGGAGGAGCUCUUGUACCCUUCAUACUACUCUCACAGACACUCACAGUUGUUUUUCAGAUUGGAAGCGAUUAUUGGAUGGCUUUAGCAACUCCAGUUUCAGCAACUGCAGAAAUUGCUAUUGGAAUCUUCACACUUAUGAUUGUCUAUGUCGCUUUGGCAAUUGGAAGUUCCUUUUUCAUCCUAUCCAGAGCAGUUCUUUCUAUGAUAGCUGGAUACAAGACAGCCACUAUGCUCUUCAAUAAAAUGCAUUUGUGUCUUUUUCAAGCACCAAUGUCAUUUUUUGAUGCCACCCCAAGUGGGAGAAUCCUUAAUAGAGCUUCAGCAGACCAAAGUUCAAUAGAUUUGAGCAUUCCAAAUGUAGUAUGGGCAAUUACCAUGAGCAUGAUUCAGCUCUUGGGGAAUAUUGUUGUGAUGUCUCAAGCUGCAUGGCAGGUGUUCAUAGUAUUGAUUCCUAUUAUGGCAGCUUGCCUAUGGUACCAGCGAUACUACUCAGCAUCUGCACAAGAAUUGGCACGAUUAGUUGGUGUAUGCCAAGCUCCAGUUAUACAACACUUCUCUGAAACUAUUUCUGGAUCGACAACCAUAAGAUGUUUUGAGCAAGAAUCAAGAUUUAAUGACAUAAAUAUGAAGUUGAUAGACAGAUAUACUCAACCCAGAUUAUACAGUGCAAGUGCAAUGGAAUGGCUGAGUUUGAGAUUGGAUAUUUUAUCCACUAUCACAUUUGCCUUCAGUUUGGUGUUCCUGAUAUCUUUUCCAAAUUCAAUUACUGCUCCUGGCAUUGCUGGAUUGGCUGUGACAUAUGGGCUUAGUCUAAAUGAACAACAAUCUAGUUUAAUCUGGUUUCUUUGCAAUUUGGAGAACCAAAUUAUAUCCGUAGAAAGAAUACUUCAGUACACCUCCCUCCCAAGUGAAGCUCCUCUUGUAAUAAAAGACAGCCAACCAGAUCAUUCUUGGCCAUCAUCUGGAGAGGUUCACAUUCAAAAUUUACAGGUUCAAUAUGCUCCUCACUUGCCUCUUGUUCUACAUGGUCUUACUUGCACUUUUGCUGCUGGAGCAAAAACUGGCAUUGUGGGAAGGACAGGAAGUGGAAAAUCAACUCUAGUGCUAACACUUUUUCGACUUCUUGAACCUGUUGCUGGACAAAUAUUGAUAGAUAGUGUUAACAUCUCUUCGAUUGGAAUUCAUGAUUUGAGAUCCAGACUAAGCAUUAUUCCUCAGGAUCCAACAAUGUUUGAAGGAACUGUAAGAAGCAACCUGGACCCCCUGGAAGAGUACACAGAUGAACAGAUUUGGGAGGCCCUAGAUAUGUGCCAACUAGGAGAUGAAGUAAGGAAGAAAGAGUGGAAGCUUGACUCUACAGUUACUGAGAAUGGAGAAAAUUGGAGUAUGGGUCAAAGGCAGUUGGUCUGCCUUGGCCGUGUUCUACUUAAGAAAAGCAAGAUAUUGGUGCUUGAUGAAGCUACUGCCUCAGUUGAUACAGCCACAGAUAAUAUUAUACAGCAAACAGUGAAACAACAUUUUUCAGAAUGCACAGUCAUUACCAUUGCUCAUAGAAUAACUUCAAUCCUUGAUAGUGACAUGGUUCUGUUUCUAAAUCAAGGACUUAUUGAGGAAUAUGAUUCACCAAAGAAACUGCUUAAGAACAAAUCUUCUUCUCUUGCUCAACUAGUUGCAGAAUAUACAAGGAGGUCAAACUCUGGUUUUGGAAGUUAAACUGAAACUGAAUUUGAAAUUAAUCUCAAACCAGAUCUGUUCUUUUUAAUGAAAUAAAUUUGCAGGUCUAUAGUAACCAUUCCACUUCAUGUAGUCUCUUACCAUCUACUGGUCUUGGGCAGGAAUUUGGUGGUUAUAUUUUAUAUAUGACUUACAGAAACUUCGAUGAGACUCACUCUGUCACAAAUAACUUAUAAAGCAGAGUAAUCAAACUACACUUUGAGAGUUCUGUGAAACUUGUCAAUAGUAUACUACACCACAAGCUAUUUU